GACGGUAGUUGGAUGGCGCGGUGACGCAGCAUGCGCCGCACGCCGCUCGCAACGUUGCUGCGCCUACUCUUCAUAGCUGGUGGCGUAACAUUCGUCAAUCCUUACGCGAGUGCCCGGACUGACCUCAACCAAGUAUGGGUGGAGAUACCUUCAUCCCUGGUCGCGCUGGGUGGCGACGUCCACGUCAGAGUCCACGGCGUUCUCGGCACCGGGCUCCGAGUCCGGCUCGCUCGCGAAGACGACGAAGGUCGGACCUUGCUCGCCACCAUGCCUCUAGCGCUCGACUCUGAAAGCCGCCUGACCAUACCCUGCGGAUACUUCUCCAGAGGAGGCAUUUACUACUUGGAACUCAUAGCCGACAAAGAGAACUUCAUAAGCGAAGAUUAUAACGCAGAUAAUCUCACUAACAACGUGUUAGAUGAUGUUGAUUAUACUAAACGUCAAGUCACUGAUUUUGAGAAGAGAAAUGUAAAUAAUGUAGAGAUAAGUGAUACAACUUCAGUUGUAAGUAUGCAAGUUAAGGAUGUAAAAGAAACUUUUACUAAAAGAAGUAUUAAUACAGCAGUAACUGCUUUUGAUAAUGAAUCAGUAAUACACAAUGUGGUUGAUAAUAAAGUAAUUGAAAAUGUUACUCACAGUGAAGGUGGAAUUCGUCUUAAACCUAUGGUUACCGGGAAUAAGGUUAAAAGAGAAGUUGAUAAUGAAGGGAGUUUGAUGGAAACAGGGGAUAGCGUUAUCAAAUCUUGGAAAUUCGACGUGCUAUGGCCGUCAGCAAAUCUGGAUGUGACUCCAGAACACAUUCAGACGUAUCCAGAGAGACAGGUGAUGGCUAUUAUAGAAUACCCGAGGGUUGUCUGCACGCCAAUAGAAUCGAGCGCAGAUUUCUUCUUGGAAUUACUAUAUUGUGGCCAUUCUAGUGGAGGAGCAGUGCUCUGCGAUGGGAAAAAUAGCAGUUCUCACACCCACGCACUGUAUUCAGAGGAGAUGCAUGGUUUCCCGGGUCGUAGGACUAUGACCCUGAGAUGUGAGUUCUUUGGACAAGCUGGGGACUAUGCGCUGACUCUUCGACCAGCUGCUGCGGCUGGACCUCAGGACUCCGCCACGGCUUUCAUCAGGGCUGACUGGUCGGAUCAAUUUGUCCUGAACGUGCACGGAGGGUCGGUGUUCCCGUGCGGGGAGGGGGUUCGAGUCCUGUUCCAGUACCCGGAGUGCGCGAUAGAAGGUGUAGACCGAGUGAGAGUGUUUGGUCGAGAUGCUGACAAACUGCGAUACAUCGUUGAGAGGCGUGUGCGCAGGGGACAACACACAGCCUCCUUUGACUGCCGUUUGUUCAGCGAGCGUUACCCGGAGUACUGCUUCGUGUACGUCUCUCAGGCGGUCACUGGUGCAGUCGCGGAUGUCAGAAUGGACUGCCUUCCGACUCUACCAUUAUCAGACGGCGGUGCUGGUGGGUGGGGCCAGUGGUCUCCGUGGUCACCGUGUCCGGCGCCGGCGCACUGCUCGACGCGCACGCGCAGUCGGCACAGGUUCUGCGACUCGCCACCCCCUGCAUACGGCGCUAAGUACUGUGAGGGCCAGGCAGUAGAACUGGCCGCUUGCGAGUGCAACGCCCGCCCCUGGGCUGGAGACUCCUCCGUGGUGGUGGCUGAAGUAGGGGCUAGGUGUAGAUGCGGCUGCGUCCUACAUCUCGCGCCGGCUGCUCGUCUGCUAGCCGGCUCUGCGAGGGCCUGCCCUUCCAGGUCAUUCUGGCUUUUGCAGGCUGAAGAAGGACUGGUGGUGAGACUGCGCAUGGAGGCAGUCAAAUUGCCUUGCGCUGGACAAGCACUAAGGGCUCGUGAUGGGGACUCCUUGGGAUCCCCGCUAUUGGCCUCUUGGGAUGGCCCAGACAGCUCUGCUGUGGUUGGUGACGUGGAAACCACGACGGAUAGUAGCGGAGUAAUGGAGAUAGCUGGUGGACGUCACAUUCUCGUGGAACUCCGCUCUGGAGAUACCAGCGAGCGAUGUGCGGGAGGAUUCCUGGCACACGCAACGCAAAUAGAGCCCAUCCGCAACGCGUCGGCGGCGUGGGCGUCGAUGAGCGGGGGCGAGUGGUGGCGCGGCGGCGGCGGGGCGCGCGGCGCGGCGGUGGCGCUGGCGGCGGCGGCGGCGCUGGCGGCGCUGUGCCUGGCGCUGCACUCCGCGCACCGCACGCGCGCCUACCAGCGCGCUGCCGACAAGGAGUCGCUCACUGAUAGCGAUGCGUGCUCAGCAUCUCUAGAGCUAGGAGUAGCCACGGCUGGUUCACGCAGCACUUUACUAUCAGAAGUGGUGGGCGGCACCGUCUCUCUGCGUCGGCUGCUACCUUCAGGCAGGACCAAGCACACCAGGCUGAGGGACUGCGAGAGAACUUCAGAAACUGUUGAGAACCGAGAUGAGGAAGACCAAGCAUCAGACGCCGAGAACGAAGCAGAAGAUAAUGAGAGUGUGGCCAGUGUGGACAGUGGUGCCAGUCAAGCCACUGUCACUCCAGAGACAGUGUCAGCUAGUAGCGCGCCUGCUGGGACGAAGACUGCGACACUGUCCCCGCUCAGGCGAUGUCACACCAUGUCGGCUACUAAUGUGUCGACGGUGCAAGUUUUACUGGAUAAACCAACGUCCCAAAUGACGUCACCACCCCAGACGUCCAACUGCGAGACAGCUAUAGUAGAGCUGAGUACCAGCGCCAGCAGUGUGAGCGAGAGAGACGACACUUGCAGUGAGAAAGACAGAGACAGCCUGUGGGAGAAGGACAGGACUGAAAGUAGGGCGUCUUCUACCUCUGCUGCUACUUUAACCAAUGGUUGGUAUUCCCCUGCCCUAAGUGGAGUGUCAGCAGCGAAGAUCCGCGACAAUCCGAAGCACACAAAAGAGAGCUGCAACCGACGACUCCUCAAGUCCGACCUGAGCCUCACCUCCCACCCUGAGAUGGAGAUAGACUACUACGACUACGAGGUCAACAAUGCUGGUUCGGUCCCAGGUUCGUAUUUGGGCAUGGAUCCAGCAUUUUUGGUCUGGAUACCGCCACUCGAAGAAGGCGAUAUUUUGAAGGAGAUUGACAAUAAUAGAAAACCUAUUUAUGAGGAAAUCCUGCCUCUAGAAUUGCGCCCGGAUCCUGGCAGUAACACAGAAUCCCCAGAGGAAAGGCCGACAUCUAGCACUUUAAAAAGAAACGAAAACAGAACAAACAGAUCAACAGAAUCUAUCAAGUCUAUAAGAAAAGUCAUAGAAAAGGGAAACAUUAUACACCCUUUGAAUUUCAGUAUAAGUGAUUUGCAAAAUUCUCCCAAAUUGCCGAGGAGGAACAAGAAGAAGAAGGUCGAAAGUCCCGUGGGAAUACAAAUGAAUGAACUGUCGAUGAGCAAAUCUCCGGUUCGGGUCCACAGAAGGGACUCUGAUGCAAAUAAUUCUACGUUAAAACGAGUAAACGACAAUGCUAGAGAAACUAACGCUGACACUUUAAAAAGGUCAGAUUUUGCUGAUAUUAAAUUUGCAGAUGAGAAUUCUGACUCGUCGAAUGAUAUAAAAUUCGCAGACGACUCGCCAGAUAGCAAUAGGAUGGUUGAUAAAUACAAUGUUAAAGUAUAGAUGACUUGUAAUACAGCUAUACAGUAUGUGAACCGUUGAUACAUUAAAUUAAAUAAGUUAUUCAAAAUCGAAAAAAAUAAUCCGUGUAUCAUGUUAAUUUUAGCUGUUCUUUAAUCAAAUGGUUGAUGAUAGAUAAUAUAAUUAUUUUUUAUUAAGUUCAGAUAACGCCAUAAUUGCAAAAAGGCGGAUUUGCCCGCGUAGACGGAAUAGGGCCCUCUGACCUUAUGUCAUAAGCAGUUUACGUACUGUAUAUAAAUUUCAUAUAACAUUAUUCGUAAAGUUCUUUUAAAAUACUAGUUUAUUUGUGAUUAGAAAUGUUCAUUCUUUUUAAAUCCUAACAAAUUAGGAAAUUAUGUCGGACAACUGUAUAAAUGGCAAUUUCUUAAAUUAAAUCUGCAGUAACUUCAUUUUGUGGUGGUACCACCUCAGUUGAACAGAGUAACUUGAAUCUUCAUUUCGUUUUUAGUGGUACAAUCUCGGUUGAAUCGAGUCCUUACUUUAUUCAAAUAUGCGUAUUCUCUCCUAUUUUUGUAAGUUUUCAAAAUGAAAAAUAACAAAUAAAUUAGCAUUUUACAAUAUUCAGUAGUUCCCCUUCACCAUUUGUAAAUAAGGACCAAUCUGUGAAUACAUCGUAUAUCUCAUUUCAUGGAGUCAUUGUCGUGUAUUUUGAUCAUUAAUCACAAAAAUAUAAUCUAGACAUAUAGAUUUUUAUAAUCAGUUCCAUUAAACAGUAUUUUAGUAAAAUGUGUCGAAAAUGAACUGAAUGUUGGGAUACCAAAGAUAAUACUCCCAUAAAAAUAUUCUAUGAAACUAAUUUUAGUAAUAGAAAAUUAAUUAACUCUGUCUCUAAUAAAACAAAACACAAACACGCAUCAUGCAUUUAUCCCCGAAGGGGUAUCCAUAGGGUCAACCAGGACACCCGCUUUUCGCCAAGCGUGUUCCGACCCAUGAUGUGAUAGGGGGCGAGCCUAUCGCCAUAUCGGGCACAAAUUCCAGACUCUGGGCUAUCAGCCCAGAGUCUGGAAUUUGAGCAGACAAAACCUAAAAAUCACUUUUCCCGACCUGGAAUUCGAACCCAGGACCUCAGAGCGCUGCCGUACCGUGCAUGCAGUACAACUACGCCACCGAGGCCUAGAGAAACCUAAUUUAUAUGAAAAGUAAUAGUUUAAUAAUUGAUCUUAUUUUGCUUUCAUCUCAUUCCAAUCGGAUGUCGGUCCUAUACUCUUUCAAGCAAGUGGUAACUGGUGGUACCACUUGCUUGAAAGAUAGAGUCCACCUGGAUAGGUACCACCGCAAUGUCUAUUUCUGCCGCCAAGCAACACUGUAUAAUCACUGUUGCGUUCCCGUUUGAAGAACAUUCUAGCCAAUGUAACUACUGGACAUAAUAAGAUUCAACACGUCAUGUCUCAAGAUGGCAAGCGCGAAUACCAAACAAUACUUUUUAAUUCAACAUGAUGGCUGGUGUUUCUACUGUGGGCGGUCGUAUCGCUUACCAUUAGGCGAACGGCAAGCUCGUCUCGUCGUUCAUAGAAAUUAUCUUCUACAGUCACUAUGAAUAUCAAAUAAAAAUAAA
Molecule: messenger RNA, 5176 nt
Organism: Manduca sexta (tobacco hornworm)
Lineage: Eukaryota; Metazoa; Arthropoda; Insecta; Lepidoptera; Sphingidae
Gene: gogo
Exons: 16
Coding region: 31-3603 (1190 amino acids)
Cellular component (GO): cell periphery
Source: RefSeq, a predicted model, not a curated record